Vombatus ursinus (common wombat) is the source of this 2991-nucleotide messenger RNA. RefSeq names its product rhophilin Rho GTPase binding protein 1 (gene RHPN1). The transcript has 15 exons. Gene Ontology annotation, molecular function: protein binding. Bases 159 to 2162 code for a protein of 667 amino acids. NCBI's taxonomy places the organism in Eukaryota, Metazoa, Chordata, Mammalia, Diprotodontia, Vombatidae. Gene Ontology annotation, biological process: negative regulation of stress fiber assembly; signal transduction. The record is from RefSeq and is a predicted model, not a curated record.
AGGAGGGACCCGAUUGCCCGAACUGCCCGGCCCUGUGGGCUCCGGACCCUGCCCCUGGGUUGUGCACUUGCUUGCACUUGGCCGCGGCCCUGGGCGGUCGCUGCAGGUUGUCCUCCGCGGGACCCGGGCUGCUGGAUGUCCCGGCGGCGUGGGCCGAGAUGAUCCUCGAGGAGAGCCCAGACGGCGAGGGAGAAGGCGACGAUGGCUUCUUGCUUCAGCCUGCGGACGAGGGUAGCGUCCGAAAGGGCUGUAGCCCCCUGGUCCAGACCCAGAGGAGCCGCCUGCAGAACCACCGGGCCAGGAUCAACCAGCAGAUCAACAAGGAAAUGAGGAUGCGCACAGGGGCAGAGAACCUCUUCAAAGCUACCACCAACCACCGAGUGAAGGAGACCGUCGCCCUGGAACUGAGCUAUGUGAAUUCCAACCUGCAGCUGCUGAAGGAGGAGCUGCAGGAGCUGAACAGCAGUGUGGACGUGUACCAGAACGAGAGCGAAGGCAUCUGCGUCCCCAUGAUCCCACUGGGGCUGAAGGAGACCAAAGACUUGGAUCUGGCCACACCCCUGAGGGAGAUGAUCUCAGAACACUAUGGCGAGGACAGCACCUCCUAUGACGUGGAGAUCAAGAAGCUUAUGGACCUGAGACAGGCCAUUCGAACCCCUAGCAGGAAUGAGGUGGGUCUGGACCUCCUCAUGGAAUACUAUAACCAGCUCUAUUUCCUGGACAUCCGCUUCUUUUCUCCCAAGAGAAACCUUGGAGUCCUCUUCCACUGGUAUGACUCCCUCACUGGGGUCCCCUCCCACCAGAGGACACUGGCUUUUGAGAAGGGGAGUGUCCUUUUUAACAUUGGUGCCCUUUAUACCCAGAUUGGGGCCCGGCAGGACCGGGGCACCAGGAUAGGCAUUGACUGUGCCAUCGAGGCCUUCCAGAGAGCGGCAGGUGCCUUUAACUACCUGAAGGAAAACUUCUCUAAUGCUCCAAGCCUGGACAUGAGUGUGGCCUCUCUGUGCAUGUUGGUUCGGCUCAUGACCGCCCAGGUCCAGGAGUGCGUCUUUGAGCAGCUUACCCUGUCCGGGACACCCCGAGAACCUCUCUCCCAGAUGAGACUUGCCCAGGAAGCAGCCCGGGUGGAGGACGUGUACUCCCUUGUGUACCAGACCAUGGUCCAGCCGCCUGUCAGAGACUACGUGCCCUUCUCCUGGACCACCAUGGUGAAUGUCAAAGCCAAACACUUCCGAGGCCUGUCCCACUACUAUGCUGCGAUUGCCCUCUGUGAUGGGCCCUCUGUAGCAGACUCCGAGAUUCCCAAAUAUGAGAAAGCUUUUCUCCAGUUCCACGUUACGGUGCCUGAGGGCCCUUCGCUGCCUGUCCUCCUUCAGGACUCAGAGGAGCGGAGAAGACUCGCGAAGGCGCACCUGCGGAAGGCCAUGAUGAAUCAUGAGGAAGCCCUGCGUCUCCAUGCGGUCUGCCGCAUCCUUCGAAAGAUGGACCUGCUGCAGGAAGUCGUGUCCCUGGCUCACAGGCGCUCCCUGGCCAAGUACUCAGAGAUUGACCACGAGGAUGACUUCUUUGAGACUGCUGAAGCCCCUGACGUCCACCCCAAGACCCACCAGAAGCCAGAGAUAAAGACACCCAGCUUCUCCCAGGUGAAGGUGACAGACAUCUUUCACCGCUUGGGGCCCCUGUCCGUGUUCUCUGCCAAGAACCAGUGGUGGCUGAAGGGGCCCAUACACCUGACUCGAGGCGAAGGAGGCUUUGGAUUCACUCUCAGGGGAGAUUCCCCUGUUCUCAUUGCAGCUGUAAUUCCGGGGGGCCGGGCUGAGGCAGCUGGACUGAAGGAGGGUGAUUACAUUGUCUCCGUGAAUGGGGAGCCCUGCAAGUGGGGGAAGCACUCCGAGGUGGUGGCCCUGCUAACGGGCGUGGGAGAGGAAGGUGUGGACAUUGAGGUGGUCACACCCCAGCGAGAAGAGCCGCUUGGCCUGGUGGAUAAGAAGGUGACUACCUUGUCCUCUGUUGGGCUCUCUCGCAGUGACAAGGAAAAUGGCGGACAGGUCACGCUGCCCGGGGCUUUCCUUGGCUGGAACAAGAAGGCUAAGCGGGGCCAGGGCCUGAAGCAGCUCCAACCUUUCUCCCCAUCGACAGACAACACACCAGCUUCCCGCUGAGGCACCUGCCCUGGGACAUCUUCCUUGGCCCUCUCUAAAGGGCUGGUGAACUAGGCCAGAAGCACCCCUUGUCCUGACUUGGGAACCUCUAAGAGGCAGCUAGCCUCUGGCUAGUUAUGGGAAUGGGGCCUGAGGGUUUAUUUUCCUUUUGGCUUAAGCAGGCCCUGCAGAAACUCAGGGCUGUGGGUGGAUGGCUCAGGAGGCCUUCGCAGCUCCAUUUCUACCUCUCCAGAGUUUGGGGGGGGGGUGGGAAGAGGUCCCAGGAUCUUUUCCUCUAAACCUUGUAAACUUUAAAGCACUAGAGAAAUGAGCCCUGUUCUUACUAUUCUCCUGAGACUUGGUGAUAUAGUAGAGCUAACACUCGCACUUGUAGCCAGCAGGCCUGGAUUCAAAUCCUGGCUAUGCCACUCAAUAGUUGUGUGACCUUGAGUAAGUCACUUCCCCUACUCAGGCCUCAGUUUCCUUAAGUACUAUAGAAAUGAAAAGGGCUGACCCCAUUGGACUGGAUUGGUGAGAGCUCAUAUUUCUGUAGCAUAUUAAAAUGUACAAAGCACUUUCCUGAGAAGGGAGUCCUAGGAUUAUUAUCUGUGUUAUACAGAAGGAAAACUGGGGCCAAGGGAGAAGUUACUUGCCUAGGGUUGUCCAACCAGUUACAAAAAUGAGACGCUGGUCUUCUGAUUCCAAGUCCAGGGUCCGAGCUCCUGCCCUGAGGUGCUCAUGUCUGGGACCAGACAGGCCACAGCUGUGGGGGCUUCUGCCCCAAAGCCGCGGUCCUCCUCAGGAAGGAGAGUCCUCUUCCCCCUCCCCCUCUUCCCCCUCCCCCUCUUCC